Messenger RNA from Cheilinus undulatus (humphead wrasse), 6497 nucleotides. RefSeq names its product purine-rich element binding protein Ab (gene purab). Gene Ontology annotation, molecular function: RNA polymerase II transcription regulatory region sequence-specific DNA binding; purine-rich negative regulatory element binding; DNA-binding transcription factor activity, RNA polymerase II-specific. The coding region runs from base 248 to 1093 and encodes 281 amino acids. The transcript has a single exon. Gene Ontology annotation, cellular component: nucleus. Lineage: Eukaryota; Metazoa; Chordata; Actinopteri; Labriformes; Labridae. The record is from RefSeq and is a predicted model, not a curated record. Gene Ontology annotation, biological process: regulation of transcription by RNA polymerase II.
GGGUUUUCUUGAACCAACAAUAUUUGACGACACUUAAAGUCGAAGAGAAAAUUUUGCGUAAUGGUAAAAAAACAGCGCAAUUGUCUUGAAUGCAGCUUCCUCGGCGUAGAGCAACUGACUACAGUUGCUUUCAUUUUUUCAUUCUCUUCUCCUCCCUCGUCUCGCGAUAGAGCGGUGGAGUGGUUUGACGGGCAGUCGAGGUUGCAGCAGAGGGAGACGGUGGAAGGUAAAGCAGGGAGGCUGCAUCAUGGCGGACAGAGACAGUGGCAGUGACCACGGAGGGCCCACCGCAGGCCCCGGCUCGCUGCCCCCGGGUGCAAUGGGAGCCAUGUCCCGGUUGCAGCACGACACCGAGGAGCUUGCCUCCAAGCGCGUCGACAUCCAGAACAAGCGGUUUUACCUUGACGUGAAGCAGAAUGUUAAAGGCCGCUUCCUAAAGAUAGCCGAGGUCGGAGCUGGGGGAAACAAGAGUCGCCUCACUCUCUCUAUGUCGGUUGCCGUGGAGUUUCGUGAUUAUCUCGGAGACUUUAUCGAACACUACGCCCAACUGGGCCCGACUAACCCGGACAUGGUGCAGGAUGAGCCCCGGCGGGCGCUCAAGAGCGAAUUCCUUGUGAGGGAGAAUCGGAAAUAUUACAUGGAUCUGAAAGAGAAUCAGAGGGGGCGGUUCCUGAGGAUCCGUCAGACCGUUAACCGGGGGCCCGGAUUGGGAAGCGCGCAAGGCCAGACUAUUGCUUUGCCGGCGCAGGGUCUCAUCGAGUUUCGUGACGCUUUGGCUAAACUAAUCGACGACUACGGUGUGGACGAGGAACCUGCGGAGCUUCCGGAGGGCACCUCGUUAACAGUUGACAACAAGCGCUUCUUUUUUGACGUGGGUUCCAAUAAGUACGGGGUCUUCAUGCGGGUCAGCGAGGUGAAGCCAACCUACCGGAACUCCAUCACGGUCCCAUGCAAAGUGUGGUCCAAAUUCGGCAACACCUUUUGUAAAUACGCGGAGGAGAUGAGAAAAAUACAAGAGAGGAGUAGAGAGAAACGGGCCUCCGAACUGCUACCUGAGGGGCCGCACGGCGGAGACGAAGGCGAUGACGACUGACGACGAUAUUCAAAGAGCAGAAAUGAAAUAAAGACAAAACUGAAGUAUAAGUAAACUAGACUUUUAACUGUAAAAUAGAAAGAGAAUUUCCAAGGGAAUCACCCCACGCACACAACCUCCACAGACAUGGCAGCACCUCUGCUGUCUCCUCGUUCAUUACUGGAUGUCACCCCACUUACCACCCAUGAAACAGUAAGCCGCUGCUAUCAAGGAUUGAACUGUAAGAUCUGAACUGUUUCCUACUUGAUUUAAAUGACAAUGAAAAGAGUGUUUAUAUCUCUAUGAAAUGACAGAUUUUGCACACAUCAAGCUAUUUCAAAAAAAAAGUUGAAAUGUUUUCAAACUGGUCAUAUGCUAAGUUUCAAUCAAAUAUUAAAACAGAGGUCUAUUAUAUAAAUACAGUCUUCGUGUAGAACAAAUAUUUGACAUCAGCACAAAGAAAUAUAUCACAGACUUUAUGAAACCAAAACCAGAUGUAUAGUUUAUUAUAAAGGUACGCAGAAUUGAUAUGAAAGUGCUCUAAAAGUGUUUGAACUGCAGAACAAGGCACUGCAGGCCUGGCCAUGUUUUUAGUAAAAGUGUAACAAAAAUGGGCUGUAGUCUUUAAUUUGAUCUUAAACCUAGCAGGCUAAUGAAAGCAUUUCUCAUGCUAUUAUAAAGAGUUUGAGACUCAUAAAUUAAUUGCUUAUUUUGUGCACCUCAAAAUAUAAGAUAAAUCGGAUCCUGAGCUCUUAUAUUUAAUAUCUACUGUCUUGCACCAUGUCCAUAUAAACUUUAAUGAAAAAAGUGCUAACUUAGAUGUUAUAAUUAUGAUUUUGUGAAUCAGCUGUAAAAUCCUUAUUAAGAUACCCACGUUUUCUGUGGGUUAAGUUUUUUUUUUUUUUUUUUUUUUUUUUUUUAACUUUGUUGUUUUCUCCUUUGGUGGGUUGGGGAUGCAAAAGGGUAAGGUCCACAUGUGGAAGUGCAUGGUGUGGAAACAAAAAAAAACAAAACAAAAAAAAAAAAAACUGUGUCAGCGCAGCAAGGCGAUGCAUCCUCUCUGACAUCAUUACAACCCGUGCCUUAUACACUCCACUCGUUUACGUGUUCUCACGUGGAUGGUCUGUGACCUUGACCUCUGUAUGUUUUCAUUUACGAGUGCUGUUACGUAGGCUGAAAUAUUCUCACCAGGGCUGUGGGACCACACCAUAGAUGCAUGGGACAAGGGUUUCAACAGCCAAAGUAAGCUAAAAUGCUGUUGGGAGCAUGGGAGCCAAGGGUGACAGUUAGCAGAAACCGUACUGGGUCAGGCCCUUCACAAAGAUGAGGUGCUACUGUGCAUAUGUACAAUUUUGGAACCAGGAGCGGGGUCAAUGUGAUGGCACCCUGGGCCCAAGUAUCCCUAACAGCAAGCCUGGCCUGGCAGCCUGUAACAUAGUAGAAAUUUGAUUUGUCCCCUGGGAACAGGACAAUGACCCAGGAUGAACUGCCUGUGGCAGCACUGGGUGUCAGAAUGGAGGCUAAGUGCACUGUAUAUUCAUAAUUGAAAAACAACAACAAAAAAUCCAAGUAAGGAGUGGCUAGAUGGGGUCAUUCGUCAGAGCAGAGAUGGAAGCUGUUAAAGAGCCAUGCAGUCAGUUAGUAAGGCAGGCCAGAUGACUGUACCCAUGCCAUCAUUUUGAGUGCAGUCCAGUGGAUGUACAGUCUUCUCAUUGCAGAGCCUAGGCAGUUUUUAUCUCUAAAUGGUGCUAUACAGCCCCGUCAUUGCUCCAUUGGGGCCUCACCGUUCAGAAUAUGUCACUUUCAUUAUUGUUAUUCCAAUCCUCUUUAGUUUUUUGAAGUCCUUUACAUUACGCUGUCCAAAAGUUGUCAGGUUUCUACCGCCCAGGCAGAAAGGACACAGACGUGUAGGACAUUUCAUAUUAGUGUGCAAUAUAGACCAUGUGCCAAUCUCGGCAUGGUAUCACAUGAAAAGACAGUUAAAUGGCAAAGAUGUACAGGCUACGUCAGCAGUAGAUAUAUUGAAAGCAUGACAAUGAGGUUAACGCAUAUGCAUUUUAUUUCCUGCAUUUUACUGCUAAAAUGUGAAGUCUCUCUUAUCAUACACUUGUUCCAAGUGAAAAAAAGUCCAACUUGUUAAGAAGUACUUUGUUUAAUGUUUUCUAAACCAGUAGGCUGCCUUGUUUGUCUAUCAGUAUAUGUAAAUCUGUUUGGGUGUUUAACAUCCCUGAUGAGAACAGUCCAAUACCCUAUCAUUCCUCUGAUAACAAACACUCACAAAUGACACAGUCAUCGGUUGCUCUCUGUCUCUUUGUUAGCCCUUCUGCAGGGCCAGUUGUGGUUCUAGUAGUGGUUCUCUCUCUCUUACCCCCUCACACACACACACACACACAACCAUAACACUAGCAGGCUGAUGACAGACACCCAUAUAAUCUCUUCCAGUUUAGGCCUCUUUUGCUAACAUGUUUGUAGGCCUCUUAAGUACUCUGAAUGGUAUGCACUGGGUCUCCUGUCAUUAGGAGUCCAUGGGCUGCAAGGAGCCUGAGCUGUCUUGCCUGAUACUGCCCAUUACAAAACAGGGGAACUACGUUUGAGUUUGACUGUAGUUUUGUAUUACUUUGGCAAUUGUGACUAGGGGCCCAAGGACUCCCAUAGAAGUAAGGAGUUUGUAAUAUUUUCAAUAACAACCACAAUCCUUCCCUCAGAUACUCUGUCAGGCACAUAACCUUUUACUUGUUUUGACCCUCUAAACUCAAAGGAUUUCACCAGAGUGCUUUUAAUAAAAAAAAUCCUCAAAGUUGUUAUUUUCCCUAUCUGUUAUAUUUAAAGCAGGCCGGCCUACACCUGUUCAUAACGCUAAGGUCUGGUCAUAGAGUACGUCAAAGUAGCAUGCCAUCUAGGUGGCAUGGUGAGGAAAUAGGCUUGAAACUUGCAGCUUAAAGAGACCUCAGCUGGAUAAAAGCUGCUAAUGUAGUUAUAGACAUGGCCUGCCAGAUAUACGGUAUAUCUGAGGAUAAACUAAAAUAGAAAGCACACCUAAGAUGAAACAGUGUCAAAAGUCCUUUCAAUCCCACUGAAUCCUUAAAGGUUGAACUAUGUUGGAUGGGGCAGGAAUAAGACAAAUAUUCAGAAAAAAAAUAUGUGUUCUAUGCAGGACUUUUUGGCUCAAGUUCCUCUGUUUUGGUGAAAGGCCUUAUAACAUUUGGGACUGCACUGUUCUGAAAAAUUACAUGUUUUCUCUUGAAUUUAGAAGGCCACUUCCACCUAACACACAGGCUACCAGUGACUAAGUGCCCAUAAAGGAACAUGAGGUUGUUCUGAGUUCAUCAUGAGAUCAAUGUGAAUCUGGACUAUGUUGUGAUACAGCACUUAUUCUCCAAAGUGUCCUAGCUUUAGCUUGAUUUAAUUCAGGCCUCUUGAAAGCUCAUGCUACAUGAAGACUAUGAAUACAACACUUUGUGUCUCUAAAGGCCAAAUGAAAGAAAGGCCUAAACCUGGUCAUACUUCACUUUGUUAAUGCCUCACUCUGUUAAACGCACACAUUUUCUUAAAGAAUAAAGAUUUAAGAUGUGUCAUUUCUUGUUAUAGACUGUAAUAGCGAGAUGCUACUGGGUCAGUGUUUAGUGCAGAAUGAUUGUGUGUGAAUCGGACUUGUCUAUAAAGGAAGUAGCUUUAUCUUAAGUUCCUGGGUGGGGGUUGAGUGGGGGUUGCACUUGUGAUUUUGCUGAAAAAAAAAUGACGGAAUGUCUCCACUUUAAAGGCCUCACCCAGUAUUAUAGCCAGAACUGGAAUGACUUGCAGCCAUGUUGUAAUGUUAAAAUCACACUGCACUGUCAUCCAUGUACUACAUUGCAGAAUAGUUGGCUGAUGCUUUGCUGUCAUGGUUUCUUUACAAAGUGUUAGUGGUCAAUGUUUAUGCAGUCUUCUGGGGCUCUGGCUAACUCCAGUGUAAAUGAUUGAGGGUGCACUGAAGCAUUGACAAGAAUAAUGACUUUUAUUACAGCAGUAGUCAUCGUAGCAACCCUAAUUAAAGUAUCAUUAUAUUCUCUCUGUAAUUACUACAUUUUGUAAGUUUUGUUUUACUGCUGCUUGAAUGAAAUGUGACCAGACCAUUUCUACACAUUUCAACUGAUGGAGAUAGAUGAUAGAGAAAAGUGUAGGUGUAACUUUAAAUGCAGUUGUUGCAUGUACUUAUAGUCAGAUUGCUAUGAUGGCUCCGUUGUAGGUGCUUUGUUUGUUCCUUGUGUCUUUCCACUUUUGAAAAAUGGGUGUACAAGUACUGACUUAAACAGACUGGACUUUUUAUAAGGUGUUUUAGACAACCAAAUCUGCACUUUUUUGGUUUUAGUGUUGUAAUUUCAUUUGCCAUUCAAAGUUCCUGGUUAAUCACACAGCCAAUUGCAGCCUCUGGUCAAAGCCAAGCACUAUAUGACUCAUUAAAAAGCACUUACAGUUACACUUAUUCAUUCAGCACACACACACCAAGUUGUAGGGUCCAUUAUGUUUGCAGAUUGUAUAGGCUACUGCAGUGUUAGCUAAAAUGAGGUUCUUUCAAAUGUUUUGAAGAUAUUUGGAAAUGGAUUAUGGAUUUAUAAUGGGUGGGGCCAAUGCACAAUGAACAUAUCCCAUACCACUCUUUGGUCUGAAUCCCUUUACCAUCACCAUUUUAGACGAUAUGUUGUAUCAGACAAUAUUUUAUCUGUGGAUUGUGUGUGUGUGUGUGUGUGUGUGUGUGCGCGCGUGCGUGUAUGUGUGUAUAAAUGGUUUGUUAUAUCUGAUGCUCCUCCUUUCAGAAAAAAAUAUAACAUGUAAACAGAAAAUUAUUGCUGUUCUUUUCUUUGUAUUUUAUACUUACAGAAAGCAUUGAAUAAAAAUGGAUAAAUACUUGCACUUUAGAUAUAUUAAAAACUAAAAAUCUGAAUAUUAUUUUUGAUAGGGAUCUCACCUUCAAAGAGUAUAAAUUACUUGCUUUGUGGCUAUUAAUGGACAGAGAUGUAUUGAGUUCUACUUAUUGAAGUAUAUUUUGUCUGUGUGUCAGAAGGUUUACUAAAGUAAAUUGCAUGUUAAAAUAGUGCAACAUGAUGUUUUCUUUUCUUUUUUUGUAAAAAUGUCUAAAAACUGUGAUAACCCUCUUGUGUCAUGCUUAACCUCUUCUCACUCCCUCUAGACUAUUUCUUACUGAAAUAUGGCCUUUCCUGUCUAAAUGAUGAUGGUGCUUACUUUGGCUUUGACAUCAAGCUCAUUCUAUACAUCUAAACAUCUACAUAACCUGCCUCCUUACAUUUCAUUACUUUCUGUUAUUUACUCUCACAACCUUAUUAAACUUCCUUUGAUGGCAAAAAAGUGUGCUGUUUUGUACAUUGCUGUUUGUUUCAUUGUUUAGGGGACUUGUCUGACUAAUGACUAAUCGCACAAUAAAAGGUCA